AUUCGACCAACUAGAGUCCAAUCAAAAAUAAAGUGGGCGUAUCCAAAUUGACGACGAUCUUUCUUCUGAAACAGAGUUGUGUGCACUCUGCAGAGGAAACGACCGAGAUAAGAGACCACUGCUCCUUAAAUAGUGUCCCUGUUUCUGGAAUUAAGAUGGCCCCUCCAUUGCGGCACCGUUCCUUGCGUGUUUUUUUGCAUGACGACCGCCACGUCAUGGCCAAACAUUCUGCCAUCUACCCUUCUCAGGAAGAACUGGAGAAUGUGCAAAACAUGGUGUCCCACACCGAACGAGCCCUGAAGGCAGUCUCAGACUGGCUGGAUAAACAAGAGAAGUGUGACGGUAAUGGUGCAGAUGUUGAUAAGGAGAGUGAGCACAAAGAACAAGUCACACGUACCCUUCGUGGUGUGAUGAGGGUAGGCUUGGUGGCCAAGGGCCUUCUCCUGAAGGGAGAUCUGGACCUUGAGCUGGUGCUCCUCUGUAAGGACAAGCCAACCGUCACUUUGCUAAAGAAUGUGGCCGACAACCUGGUUACACAGCUUAAGGUCGUCACAGAAGACCAGUAUGUUGUGAGUCAACACAUCCGAGAGGCCUGUAUUAUUAUCAAGAACACAAAGGAGCCCCCUCUCACCCUGACCAUUCACUUGACGUCCCCAUUGGUUCGUGAGGAUAUGGAGAGGGCUGCUGCUGGCGAAACGCUAUCAGUCAACGAUCCCCCGGAUGCUCUGGACAGGCAGAAAUGCAUAACUGCCUUGGCGUCUCUUCGCCACGCUAAGUGGUUCCAGGCCAGAGCUAACGGGCUGCGCUCCUGUGUAAUCGUCAUUCGGGUUCUAAGAGACCUGUGUGCCCGCAUCCCCACAUGGACUCCACUUGGUGGCUGGCCACUGGAACUGAUCUGUGAGAAAGCCAUUGGCACAGGAAACAGGCCCAUGAUGGCAGGAGAAGCUCUGCGCAGAGUCUUAGAAUGUCUGGCUUCAGGAAUCCUGAUGCCAGAUGAAGCUGGAAUUGCUGAUCCAUGUGAGAAGGAGCCCACAAAUGCUAUAUCUCACUUGGACUACCAGCAGAGAGAAGACAUCACAUUGAGUGCACAACAUGCCUUAAGACUGUCAGCCUUUGGACAGCUUCACAAAGUGCUUGGAAUGGAUCCACUUCCUUCUAAGAUACCUAAGAAAACUCCUGGACCUCCAAUUGAUUAUAUAGUGCAAAUCCCGCCAAGUACAGCAUAUGCCCCACCAAUGAAACGGCCCAUUGAGGAAGAGGAGGGAAUUGAAGACAAGAGUCCCAAUAAGAAGAAGAAAAAACUGCAGAAGAAAUCUGCAGAGGAUAAGUCUGAUCCUCCUCAGGCUAUGAAUGCUUUGAUGCGACUCAACCAGCUGAAGCCAGGUCUCCAGUACAAGCUGAUCUCACAGACCGGCCCGAUUCAUGUUCCCGUCUUCACUAUGGCUGUAGACGUUGAUGGCAAGACCUUUGAGGCUUCCGGUCCAUCCAAGCGGACUGCCAAGCUACAUGUAGCUGUCAAAGCGCUGCAAGACAUGGGUUUACCCACAGGAGUGGAAGUAAAAACUCCAGAGCCUGUAAAAGCUGAAGAAACCGCAGUACCAGUUAUUGUGGAGGAUGUUAAGCCAGAAGUAACAGCCACUGAAGUUGCUCCUACACCCACAGGAACAGCCAGCGUAGAUUCCACUGAUUCUGCAGAGACCACCCGGCAACAGGGACCAAUCCUGACCAAACAUGGCAAGAACCCAGUGAUGGAGCUGAACGAGAAGCGCCGUGGCCUGAAAUAUGAGCUCAUCUCAGAGACUGGCGGCAGUCAUGACAAGCGCUUUGUCAUAGAGGUCGAGAUUGAUGGGCAAAAGUUCCAGGGGACCGGAUCCAACAAGAAGGUGGCCAAAGCUUACGCAGCACUGGCCGCUUUGGAUCAGCUCUUCCCUGAGGGUUCUGUGACUGAAGUUGCUAAAAAGAAAAAGGGACCUCCAAUGAUCAACGAAGGCUAUGGCAUGAUGGGACCUCCUGGCGAUACUGCUAUCCCCAGAGGCAGAGGGAGAGGAGGACGAGGUCGUGGAAGGGGCAGGGGUUUCAAUAACGGAGGGGGCUGUGGCCCAGGAGGCUUCGGCACAUAUGGUUAUGGCAACAACUCAAUGUCUGGAUACAAUUACUACAACAACGGUGGGGCGAAUGGAGGAAGUGCGCUGUCAGGUGGCCCUUCAGGUGGUACUCCGGCCAACACAGCACAGGGGUCAGCACAAAGCUCCUAUGGCUCAUACUAUGAGAGUGAUGGAGCCUACAAUACCACGGCUGCUGCUAAGAUCCACAAAAAGAAACUCCCUACAAGGGGUGGGAAGUCAUCUUUUCAGGUUCCCUUGGGUGUGAAUAGUGCAUCUACAGGGAGCUACCAGGCCAGCAAUGCUUCCGGACAGGGCAACUAUAACCAAUAUGGCCAGGGCUACGGUCAGGCAAAGAAGAAUUUUAAUCAGGGAGGUGCAAGUGGAUACUCUUACAGCACCGCCUACCCGAGCCAGGUGACUGGUGGGGCUGGAGGAAACCAGGACUACAAUUAUGAUGGUUUCACCAACCAGUCCAAUUACAACUCGCAGGGUGCCGGAGAAAACCAGGGUUUCAACACCAGCCACACUCAGUACCACAAUCCUGGAAGCUACAACAAGGGAGAUUCCAGCGGAAUUUACCAAUAUAGAUAGACUGAGUUUCUCGUGUGAACCAUCAGCUUGCCAUUUCUCCCUGCAUCUUUGCCUCUAACCUUUUCUGAAGAAUGUGAUUGAUUGGCUUACCUGUGCUCUCAGGCUUCCUCCAUGUUUGUUUAUGUGCAUAUUUGGUUCUGUGUUGCCCACAUUCAGGCUGAGUGGUAGCUAAAUUUGGUGGUCAAAGGUUUUAUAAUCUCAAGCUUGUCUUUUCAGUUAUUUUUUUGUAAUCAUAAAACCACUAAGUAAAAAACAAACAGAAAAAACAUGUUACAGGUCUCACAUGCGUGGCUCAGACUUUGCUUUUAAGUUACAAGACAGCUCUGCUUGUAACUACUCUAAGCUUGUAGAUAUGAGCUUUGCUUUUAUUUUUGCCUCAUUUUAUCCAUCCAUCCAUUUUCUACCGCUUAUCAGAGGUCGGGUCGCGGGGGCAGUCGCUUUAGCAGGGACGCCCAGACUUCCCUCUCCCCAGCCACUUCAUCCAGCUCUUCCGGGGGGAUCCCGAGGCGUUAACAGGCCAGCUGAGAGAUGUAGCAGCGUGUCCCAGGUCGUCCCCGGGGUCUCCUCCCAGUGGGACGUGCCCGGAACACCUCACCAGGGAGGUGUCCGGGAGCCAUCCGAAUCAGAUGUCCCAGCCACCUCAUCAGGCUCCUCUCAAUGUGGAGGAGCAGCAGCUCUACUCUGAGCUCCUCGCAGAUGACCGAGCUUCUCACCUUAUCUCUAGGGGAGAGCCCGGACACCCUGCGGAGGAAACUCAUUUUGGUUGCUUGUAUCCGGGAUCUUAUUCUUUCGGUCACAAUCCACACCUCGUGACCAUAGGUGAGGGUAGGAACGUAGAUCGACCGGUAAAUUGAGAGCUUGGCCUUUCGGCUUAGCUCCUCCUUUACCACAACGGACCGAUACAAAGUCCUCAUCACUGCAGACGCUGCAUCGAUCUCCCGUUCCAAUCUUCCCUCACUCGUGAACAAGACCCCAAGAUACUUGAACUCCUCCACUUGGGGCAGGAUCUCAUCCCCGACCUGGAGAGGGCACGCCACCCUUUUCCGACUGAGGACCAUGGUCUCAGAUUUGGAGGUGCUGAUUCUCAUCCCAUCCGCUGCGAACCGCUCCAGUGAGAGUUGGAGAUCACAGCUUGAUGAAGCCAACAGAACCACAUCAUCUGCAAAAAGCAGAGAUGCAAUACCGGGCCUCUGCUGCGCCAAGAAAUUCUGUCCAUAAAAGUUACGAACAGAAUCUGUGACAAAGGGCAGCCUUAGCGGAGUCCAACCCUCACUGGAAACGAGUCCGACUUACUGCCGGCAAUGUGGACCAAACUUUGACACCGGUCGUACAAGGACCGAACAGCCCGUAUCAGGAGGUUCGGUACCCCAUACUCCCGAAGCACCCCCCACAGGACUCCCUGAGGGACACGGUCGAACGCCUUCUCCAAGUCCACAAAACAUGUAGACUGGUUGGGCAAACUCCCAUGCACCCUCGAGGACGCUGCCGAGGGUGAAGAGCUGGUCCACUGUUCCACGCCAGGAUGAAAACCACACUGCUCCUACUGAAUCUGAGAUUCGACUUCCCGACGGACCUUCCUCUCCAGCACCCCUGAAUAGACCUUACCAGGGAGGCUGAGGAGUAUGAUCCCCCUGUAGUUGGAACACACCCCUCUGGUCCUCUUUCUUAAAAAGGGGGACCACCACCCCAGACUGCCAAUCCAGAGGCACUGUCCCUGAUGUCCACGUGAUGUUGCAGAGGCGUGUCAACCAGGACAGCCCCACAACAUCCAGAGCCUUUAGGAACUCCCGGCGAAUCGCAUCCACCCCCGGGGCCUUACCACCGAGGAGCUUUUUAACCACCUCAGUGACCUCAACCCCAGAGAUAAGAGAGCCGCCCCAGAGACCCCAGACUGCUUCCUCAUGGGAAGGCGUGUCGGUGGCAUUGAGGAGGUCUUCGAAGUAUUCUCCCCACCGACUCGCAACGUCCUGAGUCGAGGUCAGCAGUGCCCCAUCUCCACUAUACACAGUGUUGACUGUGCACUGCUUCCACCUCCUGAGACGCCGUAUGGUGGACCAGAAUUUCCUCAAAGCCGUCCGGAAGUCUUUUUCCAUGGCCUCACCGAACUCCUCCCAUGCCGUUGUUGCUUCAGCGACCACCCAAACUGCAUUCCGCUUGGCCAGCUGGUACCCAUCAGCUGCCUCAGGAGUCCCACAGGCUAAAAAAGCCCAAUAGGACUCCUCCUUCAGUUUGACAGCAUUCACCUUAUUUUAUUUUUUACCGGUUCAGAUUGUACCCCGCCUCCCGCCCGAAGAUAGCUGGGAUAGGCUCCAGCAGCCCAUGACCCAAGUGAGGAUAAGCGGUAGAAGAAAAUGGAUGGAUGGGUUGCUAUAAAAUACACACGUGAAUGGUUCAAGUAGCUUUUGAUUUUGUGGAUAUUUUUCUUGUCAAUGUAUGUAACCACGUGUCUUUGUAUUGAUAAAUGGGUUAUUUAGAA
Molecule: messenger RNA, 5172 nt
Organism: Phyllopteryx taeniolatus (common seadragon)
Lineage: Eukaryota; Metazoa; Chordata; Actinopteri; Syngnathiformes; Syngnathidae
Gene: ilf3b
Product: interleukin enhancer binding factor 3b
Exons: 18
Coding region: 156-2696 (846 amino acids)
Cellular component (GO): precatalytic spliceosome
Molecular function (GO): double-stranded RNA binding; single-stranded RNA binding
Source: RefSeq, a predicted model, not a curated record